UUUCAUAUAGAAAAUGUCGAUCAUGAAAUACUCUUUUAAAAUAGAUAUUAUACAUUUAAUAUGAGACAAGAGGGAUAAUACUUUCAUACAUAAAAAUAAAAUUUGUCCUUCUUACUUUUAUUUAAUAAAUAAAAAAUGGGUUUAACAAAGCAAUAUUUGAGAUAUGUACCGGCUGGGAACUCAAAUAUAAUUGCCAGCACUUCUUGUAAUAUUGUUUUUGUAACAUUACAAGGGCAAGAAGGCAGAUUUGUUGCAGUUGGAGCAUGUGAACAUGUUUUUGUAUGGGAUUUACGUCUAGGAGAAAAGGCUCAAGUAUUAUCAGGAGAUAAAGUAAAUGUAUCGUAUUUGGCGGCAUCUCCUAACCAACGACAUAUAGCAGUUGGUUAUACGGAUGGUUCUGUGAAAACAUUUGACUUACGGUCCGGAGAAAAUAUAAGUGUAUUCGUAGGUCAUCGAUCUGAAAUUACAACUUUGGUAUAUGAUAAACAGGGGCAUAGAUUAGCUUCUGGUGCAAAAGAUACAGAUAUUAUCGUUUGGGACAUAGUAGCAGAAACUGGAAUAUGUCGAUUAAGUGGACAUAAAGGUGUUAUAACUAAACUGGCAUUUAUGAAAGAUCGCAAUAUUCUUAUCAGUGCUAGUAAAGACACUUUUGUAAAAUUUUGGGAUUUAGAUACAGAACACAAUUUCAGAACCCUCGUUGGUCACAGAACAGAGGUUUGGAGUCUUACUUUAGCCAAAAAUGACGAAUAUUUAAUAACUGGUUGUAACGAUACUGAAUUAUAUGUGUGGAAAAUAUUUUUUACUGAUAGUGGAACUACAGAUUUUGAAAUUAAUUUGCAAGAUUUAAAUAUCGCCGAUGAUUCCGAAAUUAGCAACAUGAGAUAUCCUUUAGGAUGUAAGAAAGCUGGAAGUAUAUUGAGGAGCAGUCGUGGAAGGGUUGUGUCUCUUGAAAUUGAUACAACACAUACUGUUAUAGGAUGUCAUGGCGUAGACAAUACUGUAGAAUUAUUUCAAUUUUUACCUGAUGACAAAGUAAAAGAUAAUGUGGUGAAACGAUUACGGAAAACAAGGAAAAAAGCAGAAAUAAGCGGAAACAACACGGAAGCAGAUUUUUCAGGUGUACCGACAAUAAGGGAUGAAAUCAUUCGUUUACCUGUUAUUAAAGUGUCUGCUAAAGCGAAAGGACUAAAUAUAGUGAUGGGUGGAGGAGGAGAACUCAGAGUAUGCGUUGGGUUAAAUAAUAAUUCUAUCGACUUAUAUUCCCUGUUUACGCAAGAGAAAGAUGCCGAAGUAAAACAUUUAAGAUCAAUAACUAGUCAUGGUCACCGUACAGAUGUUCGUUCAGUUUGUUUCAGUUCUGAUAAUUUGGCUUUUGUAACGACAAGUGGAGAUUCUGUGAAAUUAUGGAACAGGCCAACACUAGCAUGUUUACGCACUGUUCAGUGUGGUUAUGCUUUAACGGCAACAUUUGUACCAGGCGACAGACAUAUAGUAGUUGGUUUAAAAGAUGGUAAAAUGCUGAUUAUCAAUAUUGCAUCAGGUGAUAUUUUAGAAGAAGUUCCAGCACAUUCCAAGGAACUUUGGAGUGUUACACUAUUUCCUGAUAUGAAAGGAGUAGCAAGCGGAGGAGGAGACCAAACUGUCAAAUUUUGGAAUUUUGAACUUAUUCAAGAUCCUGAUAAGGAAAUAAAGGCCAAAAUUUUGUCCGUUUUACAUACGAGAACUUUAAAAUUGGAGGACAGUGUAUUAUGUGUCAGAAUAAGUCCUAAUAAUAGAUUUGUUGCAGUAGCGCUGCUUGAUUCUACUGUAAAAAUCUUUUUCCUUGAUACGUUUAAGUUUUUCAUUUCACUUUAUGGUCAUAAAUUGCCAGUUUUGUGCAUGGACAUAUCUAGUGACUCGACGCUCAUCGCCACUGGUUCUGCUGACCGAAAUAUAAAAAUUUGGGGUUUAGAUUUUGGAGAUUGUCACAAAUCGAUAUUUGCGCACGAUGACUCCGUAACAGGACUUUCAUUUGUACCUAAUACUCAUUACAUAUUUACUUGUGGGAAAGAUGGAAAAGUAAAAGAAUGGAAUGUCGAUAAUUUUCAAAAAAUUGUGACAUUACAAGGACAUUCAGGAGAAGCAUGGAAUUGUGCUGUUUCACCGAAUGGUAUUUAUGUUAUAUCCUGUGGAUCUGAUAAAGUAGUUAGAAUGUAUGAACGAACCACGGAACCUUUAGUCCUACAAGAUGAAGAAGAGGAAGAAAGAGAACGUCAAGAAAAUGAGUUAGUUACUGGUGAAACCACGGUUGUCCCCGGACAAAAGCCACAAUCUUUACCUUCAAGAAAAACUGUGUCUAGUGAGAGAGGGGCUGAAUUGAUACUGGAAUGUUUGGAUAUAUCUAAAACAUUCAAUGAACAGUUAUCGAAAGUAACAUCAUCAAAUACAGCGCCUGUUGUUCCUUUACAAAUGCAAGCUUACAAUUGUACGACUGUAGAGGAUUAUCUAUUGGAAACAAUUAAGCGAAUUAGAGCAAGCGAUUUGGAAGAAACGUUACUAUUGUUGCCAUAUUCAGCCGCCUGUGAAAUUCUCCAAAUGCUUCCCAAACUAUUAGAAUCAGAUUAUCACACAGAGUUACUUGCAAGAUUAGCAUUAUGCCUAGUACAAGCUCACCAUGGUCCAAUUGUGGCUACCCAAGAACUUUUACCUACUUUAGAAACUGUCAAAACACUUACUAUGAAAAAGGUUUCAGAACUGAGAGAUACAGUUGGAUUCAAUCUACAUGGAAUGUUACAUAUGCAACGUGUUAUCGAAGAAAAGGAAGGAAUCCAACUUUUCACGGAUGCAACUAAAAGCAGUAAACAUAAGAAUAGAGCCAGAAGAAAUAAAGAAAAAGCAGUGAAAAGAGCAAUCAUGUCCUUAUAAAACUUAAUAAUGAUACGAAUGUUUUGUACAUAUUAAAAAUACUAAAUAUAAAAAUGUUGGUUACUUUUUCUUACUGUAUAGUAAAAUUGUUUUGCAAUAUGAAAAUUUUGCUCGAAUAAUGAUUUAAGAAUUAAUUAAUAUAAUACAUUAAUAAACAAUUCUAAAAACGUAUACACAAGUUAUAUAUAAUUUAAAUAAAA
Molecule: messenger RNA, 3104 nt
Organism: Colletes gigas
Lineage: Eukaryota; Metazoa; Arthropoda; Insecta; Hymenoptera; Colletidae
Product: WD repeat-containing protein 3
Exons: 14
Coding region: 136-2904 (922 amino acids)
Biological process (GO): maturation of SSU-rRNA
Cellular component (GO): Pwp2p-containing subcomplex of 90S preribosome; small-subunit processome
Molecular function (GO): protein binding; snoRNA binding
Source: RefSeq, a predicted model, not a curated record